UCCAGCUCUGCUCAUCACCUUCACGUCAGCUCAGCUCCAUAUCUCACCAUGUCGGUCUCUGUCAGACGUCAGAGCAGCUACAGCUCCAGCAGCAUCUCCAGUGGCAGCGCUAUCAGCCUGAGCAGGGGGGUGCAGCUGGUCGGAGGCGGCCAGACCCUCAUCUCCACCGGGUCCUUGCAGAGGCGCGCGCCCAGCGUGUACGGGGGCGCGGGAGGUUACGGGACCCGCAUCUCCCAGUCAGCCUUCUCCUCCUCCGGGUCGCUGACCCCGUACAGCGAGUCUGCAGUGAUCAACAACGAGAAGGUGACCAUGCAGAACCUCAACGACCGCCUGUCAUCCUACCUGGACAAGGUGCGCUCACUGGAGUCAGCCAAUAGGAAGCUGGAGCUGCAGAUCCGAGAGUUCUAUGAGAAGAAAGCUCCUUCUGUUUCCAGUGACUUCACCAGCUACUUCGCCACCAUCACUGAACUCCGAGCUCAGAUCAUGAGGAAAUGCUUAGACAAUCAACGUAUCAUCCUGCAGCUUGACAAUGCGCAACUGGCUGCAGAUGACUUUAAAAUAAAGUAUGAGACGGAGCUGAACAUGCAUAUGAUGGUGGAGGCCGACGUGUUACGUCUCCGAGGGGUCCGAGACAGCCUGACUCUCAACAUCAGUGACCUGGAGGUGCAGCUAGAAGGUCUGAAAGAGGAGCUGGUCUACAUGAAGACCAGCCACGAGGAAGAGAAGCGCCAGCUGAAAAUCCAGCAGACUGGCAUGGUUAACGUAGAGGUGGACAGCACAAAGUCUGUUGAUCUGACAUUGGUCCUGCAGGAGAUAAGGGAGCAGUAUGAAGCUGUGGUGCUGAAGAAUAAGCAGGAGCUUGAGAAAUGGUUCCAAUCUAAGGUGGAGCUUCUCAAUACUCAAAUCACAACAUGUACAACAGAGGUGAAGACGUUUUACACGCAGCUGUCAGAGCUGAAGAGGACCCUCCAGACUUUGGAGAUAAGUCGGCAAAGCGUCCUCACAGAGAUUCAGUGCUUGCAGCAGAAUAAGGAAGAAGUGAACAGUCGAUACAGCAUGCAGCUCAGCCAGCGGCAGCUCACCAUCAACACGCUGGAGAUAGAGCUGCAGCAGCUGAGAGUCUCUCUGGAGCAGCAGCAAGCCGACUACAACCUGCUGCUGGACAUCAAGAUGAGGCUGGAACUGGAGAUCGCUGAGUACAGGAGGCUGCUGGAGGGGGAGAGCUAUGAACAAAAAAAGGCUGUGGUCAUCAGCAAGGUUGUGGAAGUGCAAGUGGAAGAGCAUAAACCCCACAUCGAGAGGAGAGUGAAGACCAUCGUGGAGGAGAUUGUUGAUGGGAAGGUGGUGUCCUCCAGUGUUGACACCCAGGUGGAGGACAUUCAGUAACACCUCUGCUUUAUUUACUAGCUAAAUCAUAUAAUACCUGCUUAAUGAAUAAUUUACUAAAGUCAGUGUUUAACUUGUAAUUUAAAUUGACCUAUGAACAAGGAAGUAACAAAAUUCAUUAGUAAUAAUGGAGGAGAUGAAAAUGCAACUGAACAAAAAAUUUGAUAAAUUAUCAAAAGUGAUUUGAUUCAAACGGCCGUGGUAUAUUGAGAACAGAGCCAUGUUUCAUACUUUCCCCCCGUAUUACAUUCAUCAUUCAUCGUUCACAACACAAAUAUGCCAUUCACCAUUUAAGGAACUUGGCCUCAAUAAGACUGGAAGUAACAAACAGUAAUUGAAAAAAAGUGAUACAUUGCCAGUUGAUUUGAUGAACUUGAUUGCCAGCUGAUUAUAAGAGAAACACUGUUUCAGCCUGUUCAUGUUGUGAAUGAUGAAUGAUGAAUGUAAGACGGGGAAAAUUAUGAAACAUGGCUCCGUUCAUGACCGUUUUAAUCAAAUCAGCUUUAAAUGAAUUCAAACACUUUAAAGUUUUCAAUUCACAUGCAUUUUUACUGCUCUGUUUUUUUUAAUUCACAUGCAUUAUCAUCACCUCCAUUUUAUUAAUUCAUUUUUGUUACGUCCACCCCUCAUAUGUACCACGAUAGUUCCCACACAAAUCACAUAUAUAAUCAAAAAGCACUUAAGGGUUUUAAGUAGGUUACUUUGGCAUUUUCUUUCUUUUCUUUCGAUUGCAAUUAUAUAUAGCAAGGUUGCAGCAAGUGAUGAUUUUUCCCUGAUAGAUGCUCGGUCUGAUAAGUGUGAGACCAAAAUAUGAAUAAAAAACCAGAUUGCA
Messenger RNA from Perca flavescens (yellow perch), 2218 nucleotides. Its product is annotated as keratin, type I cytoskeletal 19. The transcript is spliced from 9 exons. Gene Ontology annotation, molecular function: structural molecule activity. Bases 49 to 1386 code for a protein of 445 amino acids. The record is from RefSeq and is a predicted model, not a curated record. Lineage: Eukaryota; Metazoa; Chordata; Actinopteri; Perciformes; Percidae. Gene Ontology annotation, cellular component: cytoskeleton.